Molecule: messenger RNA, 2016 nt
Organism: Sorghum bicolor (sorghum)
Lineage: Eukaryota; Viridiplantae; Streptophyta; Magnoliopsida; Poales; Poaceae
Product: putative CBL-interacting protein kinase 27
Exons: 1
Coding region: 296-1612 (438 amino acids)
Biological process (GO): signal transduction; protein phosphorylation
Molecular function (GO): ATP binding; protein kinase activity
Source: RefSeq, a predicted model, not a curated record
UUAGCCCGUGGCGCGCCUGUCUCCUCGUGUGAGGGAGCUCGCCAGAAAAGAGUAGCUGACAGUCUGACACCCGCAAGCCGCAAAGCGCAGCCUCGCUACAGGAAUGCUGAGAAAUGUCUGACCUUGCCGGAAAGCGCAACCUGCGCGGCGGCCGCAACUGCCACCGGAAGCACGUCGAGGACGGGUAGGUCCAUCAGCCUCAUCGCCGGAUUUUCAGGUAAAUUCAGGUCAGGUUCAGGUCAACUCUUCUGUGUCCAAGAAUUCAACAUCGAAGAAAGGAAGGAGGUGGCCAGCAAUGGAGGAUGCGGUGGCGGCGGACGGGAAGAGCGUGCUGCAGGGGCGGUACGAGCUGGGGCGGGUGCUGGGGCACGGCAACUUCGGGCGGGUGCACGCGGCGCGGGACCUGCGCACGGGCCGCGGCGUCGCGGUCAAGGUGGUGGCCAAGGACAAGCUGGAGCGCGCGGGCAUGGCGGAGCAGAUCAAGCGCGAGAUCGCCGCCAUGAAGAUGGUGUCCCACCCCAACAUCGUGGAGCUGCACGAGGUGAUGGCCACCCGCUCCAAGAUCUACCUCGCCCUCGAGCUCGUCCGCGGCGGGGAGCUCUUCUCCCGCAUCGCGCGCGCGGGGCGCGUCCGGGAGGACGUCGCGCGCCGUUACUUCCGCCAGCUCGUCUCCGCGGUCCACUUCUGCCAUGGCCGCGGGGUGUACCACCGGGACCUCAAGCUCGAGAACCUGCUCCUCGACGAGGCAGGCAACCUCAAAGUGGCGGACUUCGGGCUCAGCGCGCUCGCCGGCCACGCACGCUCCGACGGGCUGCUCCACACCGCCUGCGGCACGCCAUCGUACGUCGCCCCCGAGGUGCUCGGCGGGAAGGGCUACGACGGCGCCAAGGCGGACCUCUGGUCCUGCGGCGUCAUCCUCUACGUGCUCCUCGUCGGCAGAUUGCCGUUCCACGAGGACAACCUCAUGGUCAUGUACCGGAAGAUGCAGCGCGGCGAGUUCCUCUGCCCGCCGUGGGUCUCAGCGGACGCCCGGAAGCUCAUCGGCGACCUGCUCGACCCAAACCCGAGCACGCGCAUCACCGUCGCUCGCCUCGUCGAGACGCCGUGGUACCAGAAGCCGUUGCCCGUCCUGCCGCCCCUCAACGUCAAGGAGCCCGCACCCGGGGCCGGGGCAACCCCGGACGCUCGCCGUGCCAGCGCCGACGACAAGGAAGAGCCCGAGGUGCUGAACGCGUUCCACCUCAUCUCUCUCUCGGAGGGCUUCGACCUGUCCCCGCUCUUCGACCAUGGCCGCGGCGUAGGGAGGUGCAGCGCGGGCGGCGUCCGUUUCGCGACGCGUGAGGCCGCCAGCAGCGUGGUCUCCCGUCUGGAGUCGUUGGUCACCACCGGCCGCGGAGCCAACAUGCGCGUGACGAGGAGCGGCUCGCGGGGCGUGCGUCUGGCAGUGGCCGCGGAGAUCUUCAGCGUGGCGCCGUCGGCGGUGCUCCUGGUGGACGUUAAUAAGGACGGUGGCGACACGAUGGAGUACCAGUCGUUCUGUAGCGAGGAGCUCCGGCCGGCGCUCAAGGACGUCGUCUGGGCCUCCGGCGAGGACACUCCGGGAGCCGCUUGAUGUCGUCGCUGUCGUUCCUGCCACCAUUAUUGUCCUUGCCCAUCCAUCGCUGUUGCCUGUUGGUGUCCGUGUAGGGAGGCGUGCAUUAUUGUUUGGUGCCGAAGUGAUGUUUGCUUGUCGUUUGCCACUCGUAGUUGAUGGUUUCUCUGCCUGGUGUACCUGCUGCUGGCAGUCGGCGUUGGCGCGCGCGGGCAAACAGAAUCGGCGGGAACCAGAACUCGUAUCCUGAGCGCCCAUACCAAUACCAUGUCAGCUCUGAAAGCGUGUGAGUGUGAACUGUGAAGUCCGAACUGAAGAACUGUGAAGUAGUGCGAAUGUACCACGGUAUCUGAUGUGCUUUGGAUUCACUUGUGUAUAGUUUAUUGGACCGACUUGUAUUAAAAUUCAGGGCAUCUACGCCUCAA